UUAGGUCUGUUUUUAUUGAGAAAAAAAAUUAUAUAAAUUAAAAAAAAAAAAGUUUAAUUGUACUGUAAAAAUUAAUAUUGAAAAUGGCAACAGAGAGUUCAUGGCUAUGGAUGGGAAGUAUUUCAGCUGAUAUGGAUGAAAAGUUUAUCAAAGAGGCAUUUGCAAACAUGGGCUUUAAGGUAUUAGCUGUAAAAGAAAUAUUUAACAAAACAACAAGUGAAAGAGCAACAUAUUGUUUUGUUGAUUUUGGUGAUAUCAAAACAGCAAGAGAAGUACUUAUUAAAUUGAACGGAGAAUCAAUUCCUGGUAUAGAGGGCAAAAAAUUUAAAUUAAACCGUUCAGAGUAUGGAAGAGGUUCAUCUCAUAGUGAUGGUAUUGAAUAUUCACUGUUUGUUGGAGACAUAACUUCAGAUGUAAAUGAUAACCAUCUACUGGAUUUUUUUCGAAUUAAGUAUCCUUCAGUUAGAGCAGCUAAAGUUGUCAUUGAUGAAAAAGGAAGCCAUAAAGGAUAUGGUUUUGUUCGAUUCUUCAAUGAAGAAGAAAUUAAUAGAGCUCUUACAGAAAUGCAAGGUGUUAAAGGUUUAGGACAAAGGCCAAUUCGAGUUAACAAAGCUGUUAAAAGUAAAAAUCCAAUAAAUGCUGUAGCUAGUGGUUUAAUGGAUCCAAAUACUGUUUUCCCUGGAUGGAUGCAAAUGCAAAUGAAUUAUAUGCAACAGAUGUAUCAGUUCAUGCAACAGUGUCAAGAAUAUGCCCAACAAGCAGCAGAUAGAGCUGGAUUAAAUCGUGAGGCAUCUAUUCGUUCACCAAGUGUGUGUUCUUCUACAACAAUUCAAUCAAAUCAGCUGUUAACUGAUCAAGUGAACCAGACAUUUAAUGAUGAUGAUGAAGAAGAAGAACAACCUGAAUAUGCUGAUCCAAACCCUCAUAUUGAUAUAGAAGGAAUGAAUGAAGAGUUUAUUAUUAAUGACGAUAAAUUAUUCUUUGAAUUGGAAGCAUCGCGCUGGGAUCCUGAAAUUGGACUGUUACUUGCAUUAAAACAAACACCUGUCUGGAAAAGGUAGCAUAUGAAGUUUUUUUGAUGGCUUUUGGUUAUCAAUUACUUUAGAUUGGUCGAGAUCUGUUGGUUGAAAUUUAUUAACUCUGAACAUUAAAAAAAAUAAUAAUAAUAACAUUAAGUUGAAGUAUAAAAACUAAAAACAAAACAACAA
Molecule: messenger RNA, 1208 nt
Organism: Hydra vulgaris (swiftwater hydra)
Lineage: Eukaryota; Metazoa; Cnidaria; Hydrozoa; Anthoathecata; Hydridae
Product: tRNA selenocysteine 1-associated protein 1
Biological process (GO): selenocysteine incorporation
Cellular component (GO): nucleus
Molecular function (GO): tRNA binding
Source: RefSeq, a predicted model, not a curated record